AUGGGACCCGCUGAAGACGACAACAAACCCGACUUCCGGGCAACGGUUUCUGGGGUGGAAAAUAGCAUACACACGAUUCACAGGUGUUCACUUGAUGUUCCAAAAGACGAAGCACGAUUUCUUACAAAAUUAGACUUGACGCUCAUAUCGGCGUCGGCUCUUGGUGUAAUGUGUCGCUAUCUUGAUCAAGUCAACAUUACAAAUGCCUUCAACAGUGGUAUGAAAGAGGAUCUUUCGCUGUAUGGCAAAGAGCUCAACUACGCCAACGCGAUUUGGAGUGCUGCCUACGUUUUCGGACAGAUACCUUCGAACCUGCUUCUUACUCGAGUCAACGCCCCUCUCUACAUUGCGUUCCUUGAGUUUGCCUGGACGGUCUUCACUUUCGCCACUGCCGGCGUCAAAGAUGUCAAACAGCUUUACGUGUUUCGCUUCUUUGUUGGCCUGUUUGAAGCCGGUCACUUUCCCGCCGUCAUGUACGUGUGUUCGAGUUACUACAAGCCGCACGAACUUGCGCGGCGCAACACCCUGAUUCAAAUCUUCACCUCCGUCGGGCCACUAUUCUCGGGCUUCUUGAUGGCCGCCGUAUAUGCCGGGUUAGACGGCAGAAGCGGCCUCGCAGGCUGGCGAUGGAUGUACAUGAUUUUCACGGAAAAGGAAAUCGAGAUCGCUCGCUCCCGAAUGCCGACCGAGGUCAAGCCUCGCACUGGAUUGUUCAAGUGGAAAGAUAUCAAACGCUGGCACACGACGUGGCACGUUUACCUCUUUCCAUUGUUCUUUACUUUCCUUACACAACUGGGACAGUCUGGAGGAUCAAUGAUCUUCUGGGUCAAGAGUUACAACGUACCCGGGAAACCAGCCCGUUUCUCUGUGGCAGAGAUCAACAUUAUCCCUCUCGGAAUCAACAUUAUUUCCAUCGUUGCUACCCUUGUCAACUCUUGGGUUUCGGACAGCUUGCCUGGAGCAUCUCGCUGGCCCGGCAUGCUAUUCGCUAGCGUCAUGGGCAUCAUAUUCCCAAUUGCACUGGCUGCCACACCCGUGCAUCCAGCGAAUAUCGCAACUCGAUGGGCGUUGUACUACCUCACCGCCCUAGCGACUACAUGUGCUGGCAUCACCUGGACAUGGGUGAAUGAGACUAACAGAAACGAUCCUGAAAAGAGGGCGUACGUGUCUGCCAUGAUGAACGCUUUUGCCUACAUCUUUACCGCUUGGGUGCCUAUUUUCACCUUCCCUGCCAAUCUCCAGCCAUACAUCGUCACUGGUAACUACAUCACGGCUGGUUUCGGGGCAGCAAGCGCACUAACUGUUCUUUUCAUUCGCUACUUUUACAAUAAGGACGUGAAGAGACAAUACGAUCUCAAAAUAUGA
This is a messenger RNA of Colletotrichum orchidophilum, 1365 nucleotides long. Its product is annotated as major facilitator superfamily transporter. Gene Ontology annotation, biological process: transmembrane transport. Bases 1 to 1365 code for a protein of 454 amino acids. The record is from RefSeq and is a predicted model, not a curated record. Gene Ontology annotation, molecular function: transmembrane transporter activity. The transcript is spliced from 11 exons. Lineage: Eukaryota; Fungi; Ascomycota; Sordariomycetes; Glomerellales; Glomerellaceae. Gene Ontology annotation, cellular component: membrane.